This is a messenger RNA of Echinostoma caproni, 699 nucleotides long. The record is from the annotation of a GenBank genome assembly. Lineage: Eukaryota; Metazoa; Platyhelminthes; Trematoda; Plagiorchiida; Echinostomatidae.
GUUUGGAUGUGUGGCGGUACUCUGGAAACCAUUCCUUGCAGUCACGUGGGUCACAUUUUCCGCAAACGAUCACCGUACAAAUGGGAGUCCAAAUUCACUUCCCCACUUCGACGAAACACGAUCCGAUUGGCAGAAGUGUGGCUAGAUGACUACAAACGUUUCUAUUACGCGAAAAUAGGUUUUCAACUUGGUGAUUAUGGUGACGUAUCAGACCGCAAACGAAUUCGGGAACAACUACAGUGCAAGCCUUUCAAAUGGUAUUUAGACAAUAUCUAUCCGGAACUGUUCGUACCCUCCGAUGCGAUCGCCUCCGGUGAUAUCGAGAACGUGGCAUCCGCGCACUGUAUUGAUGCCCCAACAAAAGGAAAAGAUGAUCGCACUGUCGUUAUCAGUAUGUGGCCUUGUCAUCGUCAGGGCGGAAACCAGUUCUGGCUUAUGUCUAAGAACGGCGAGAUCCGACGAGAGAGCAAAUGUUGGGAUGUUGGUUCGAACCCCGGUCGUGUGGCCUUGCACGAUUGUCAUGGCAGUAAAGGAAAUCAGGAAUUUGUUUAUCUUGAAACUGGUGAAAUCAAACACGGGGAUCGAUGUUUAGAAAUGUCUUUGGAUAAGCAGACUCUCCAAAUAAACUACUGCACCGGUUCCGAUCGACAACGAUGGAAAUUCAGUCGAAAGCCAUUCAUGCCUCCGGAUGCACAGUAG